GAUCAGAGAAGAUACUUUGUCUUAUCUCAGUGUUUUGGAUUUUGUUGGGGGUUGCUUUGCGGCCUAAGACGUGGUAUGUUCUGGAGAACUUUUCAUGGGUGUUGGAAAAGAAUGUGUGCUUUGCUACUGUUCCUCCCAUAUACUUUAAAUUAUCUCUAGAUUACUUAUAAUAAAUCUAAUAUAAUGUAAAUACUAUGUAAAUAGUUGUUGUAUCAAGUUGAAGACUUGCUCUGGAAGAGCCUUUCUCUUUUUUGAGUUUCUUGAGCUCUUCUGAGAAUGCCAACGCUGCUUUGGCAUCAGGCGAUGCUGAUUUGCCCGUGAUCUUGAAGUUCCUGAGGCUGUAACGCUUUACAUAGCUAGCCAGCCGUCCCUUGAUAGCCUUAAAUUUCUUCUUCUCACUCUCCUCAACCACUUCACACUUAGCCUUUAAGGGAUUGCUUUGACCACUUCAUUGCUUUUUAGGAGCAAUUGUUUACAGAAAUAAAGGGUGCACACAACACAAGUAGUGAAGGAACAAGACGUGAGAUGAGCAAUGCUCAAACAAUGAGUGCUGGAGAGAGACUGAGGAUCUGUGAGAUGGCGGGUGGCUAUCCCAGGGUAUCCCCCAAGGAAACUCCCCUUACAACUGAUCGGCUGAUCACUUCAGAUCACAUCAUGGAGGACGACUACAUCAUUAUCUAACUGCUAGACUGUAUCAUUACAUAACUCCCAAACCACUGAGAAUCAUGGCCCAGCCAAGUUGACACACAACCUUAACCAUCACAGGUAGCUAUUUAGAUUUUAAAGUUAAAAAAUAAGUGUCCAUUCAGGUUUACAAAAUGCUAUUUUGAUUAAAAUUUUUGUUCAUAUUUUCCAUAAUAUUGUAAGAGAGAGGGGUUAUUAUACUUCUCAGAAGAAAAUUUCAGAUAAUAAUGGCUUUCUUGUAUGCUCUUGGAAGAAAUAAGAGAUAUUAGUGUUUGUUUCAAGGAACUCUAGCAUUAGUUUUCUGCUGCAAUUUGUAAAACAAGCCAGAAUGACUUAAAAUAUUUUCCAUAGUAUAACUUUUUCUAAUUACUUUGCAGUGUAUUUUCAGAUGUUCAAAUUUAUUGGAAAAUUGAGAUUUCAUAGCUUGGGAUUCUUACUAAUAGCUGUCCAGAUUCAUGUAGCAAUUCUAAUGAAAAAUUAUUACUCAAUUUCAUUUUUUUUGCCACUUUGCAUAAUAUAUAUGUUUAGGUAUAGUGUAGAUAGCUACAGUAUAACUCAAGUAAAAAUUAUAAUAAAGUCACAUUUUACAGAUGAGUGUAGAUGUGUUGUUGUUAGGUGCCAUUGAGUUGGUUCCGACUCAUAGCACCCUAUAUAAUAUUCGAAGUUGUUUUAGGUUUUGUUUCUUGAAAGAUGAAGGUACAUAUGUCGUAGUUUGUUUAUGAAGCCAUUCUUUGAACUUAAUAUCACUCAUUAAUUAGACAUGAAAUUGAGAUGUGUUAUUGAUCCUAUUUUAAAAACUUAAUAAUUAUAUUUAUUUUCCUUUUCCUUUGCUGAAGUAAUAAGAAAUGAUAUAAAAAAUUAAAAAAUCCAGAAAAAGGAAAAGGCAGUUUUCAUAUUUUUUUAUAAGAAGUUACCAUUGAGAAAUGCUUAGUAAGCUCUGUCUCUCUUUGACCAGUUUGUGCAGCAUGUGGUUUGGAUCUCAUCUGGCAGUGAACCCUCAAAUGUCCCAGGCCAGCUUCAUUGGGAUCACUUGAAGCAUUGUUUAAAAAUAAUUUUCGCCUUCUGCCUUAGGUUUUGAUUCGUUAGAUCUGGGAUGGGGGUCCAGAAUCUGAAUUUUUCUUUUAACUUUAUUGAGAUAUAAUUCACAUACUGUACGGUGCACCCAAUUAAUGCAGCCAAUUCAGUGGGUUUUGGUAUAGUCGAAGAAUUAUGCAUCCAUCACCACACCAAUUUUUUACCAACCGUCAGUUGCCCUCAGAUCGAUUCUGACUCAUGAUGACCCUGCGUGUGUCAGAGUAGAACUGUGCUCCAUAGGGUUUUCAGUGGCUGAUUUUUCAGAGGUAGAUUGCCAAAUCUUUCUUUUGAGGCACCCCUGGGUGGGAACCCCAACCUUUUGUUUAGUAGCUGAGCACAUUACCGUUUACACUGCUCAGCCAAUUUAGAAUACUUCAGUUACCCCCAAAAGAAACCCUGCUGCCCUUAGCUGUAACCCAUAAUCCCUUCAUGCCUCCCUAGUCCUAGGCAACCACUAAUCUACUUUCUGUCUCUAUAGAUUUACCUAUUAUGAACAUUUCAUAUAAAUAGAAUCUUACAGUAUGUGGUCUUUUGUUACCGACUUCUUUCACUCAGCAUAAUGUUUUCAAGGUUCAUCCAUGUUAUGGUAUCUAUCAGUACUUCAUUUCUUUGUAUGAGCACAUACUAUUUCGUUGUAUGCAUAUACCACAUUGUAUGGAUAUACCAUAUAUUGAUGGACAUUUAGAUUGUUUCUACUUUUUGGGUAUUAUGAAUAAUGCUACUAUUAACACUUGUGUGUAAGUUUUUAUGUGGAUGUAUGUUUUCAGUUCUCUUAAAUAUAUACUCGAGUAGAAUUGCUGGAUCAUAUGAUAUGAUUUUGAUUUUCUACAGUAGUGGUUCUCAUUGGGAGUGAGAGUAGAAGUGUGAUUUUGCCCCUCGGGACAUUUGAUGGUGUCUGGAGACAUUUUUGGAUUUUACAACUGGGAGGGUAGUAACAUUUAGUGGUAGAGACCAGGAAUGCUGCUAUAUGUCUUACCAAGCACAGGACAGCCCCCCACAACAAAGGAUUAUCUGGUCCAGGAUGUCGGUAGUAUGGAGGUUGAGAAACCCUGGUCUGGAGGAGAAUUAGAAUAAAUAAUUGCAGGAUCAGAUUUUUAGCCCUUACAUUGGCAGUUGGAUAUUACAUUAACCUUACAUGUUAGAUUUAUAGUUUGUAUCAAAUCCUUGAAUAUAUUGGGGAUACAUAGAUGAACAGAAUAGAGAACCUUUGGGACCUACAGGACUCAGUUUAGUCUAGUGCAAUAUAAUAUAAUGUGCUGUCCGUGAGAGCAGUGAACCCUAGCCCAGAGCCUGAUUUGGUACGUUAUUUGUUGCUUGGACAAGAUAUGUUGUGGUAUAUUGAACUAAAAUGCUUCUUAGUGAUUUCAUAGUUGAUAAUUAUCUGGCCUGGUAGACUCCACGUAGCUGUAUUGACUGUAUUCCCUUUCCUCAUCCCCUCCUUGCCAAAAUCAAAGGUCACAUAAAAGAAUGUGCCUAGUAGUUUAAUAGUUUAUUUUAAAGAAAUUUUUAAAAUAGAUACUAUUUUUAAAAGUCUUAGUAGCUCUAUAAAGAAAUUAAAGGUUGACUGUGAGUGUAGCUCACUUGCAGAGGAUGUGUGAGUGUGUGUUUUGAAGUGGAGUGCUUUUCAGAGUUGAUGUUAAUGAGACUAAAUGAUGUUCCAGGAUCUGUUUAUCUUCCCCUUCUUGUGCCUCCAUUCUUCUUUCUGUGUUUGUCAGUUUUUGUACUGUAUUAUGUUUGGAGAUACAUGGGGGAUUAAAGAAAGAUAAACGUCAUCAUCCCUUCUUUUACAUUUAUAAUAUUAUUGAGAAAAUGAGACAUGUCAUAUGUGGAUACUGUAACAAUUUUUCGCUGGUAGGGAAAACAUACUGAUUUAUUGAAGUGAAUUUUCCAAUUAAACCCACUUUUAAAAAAUCUUCACCAAUUUUGAUAGACAGUUUCUUUUUUUCUUUUUUUUUAUAGACAGUUUCUAAACACAUGCUUUAGUGGUUUUUUUUUUUUUUUUAAGUUCAUGAUAGUUUAAGACAAACUUUAAGAACAUGCAGGAGUAUUAAAUGAAAACUGAAUCUUUUUUCCUAAGUAAAAGCUAGUAUUUCAUUGUUUAAUUUGUAUAUCUUUUAAAAUGAGAGAUGCUGAAUAUCUUAUCAUAUAUUUAUUAGUCAUUUGAACUUCUGUGAAGAGUUUGUGUCUUGGACUCAUUUUUAUUAUUGGGUUGUUGAUAUUUUUCUUGUUCGUGAGAGCUCUGAGUAUAUUACAAAAAUUAGCCCUUUGUGUAUCAUAGUAUCAUAUGUAAUGCAAAUAUUUUCCCUUAAUUCAUUUCGCCUUUUGACUUUACUUAUGGUAUUUUCUUUUAACAUGUAAGUUUUUUGUUUUUGGAUAGUCAAAUUUAUCAAUCUUUUACUUUGAUUUCUGGUUCUUUCAACUUAUUUCUUCCACUAACACAAGAGAUCUUCCUUGAUUGGAGAGUUUGCAGUUGAGGAAUUUAGUAAGACUUGAAUAAUUAUCCUCUUUUUACAGAUUAGGAAACUGAGGUACAGAGGGAUCACCAAGAUUAGGAAAGUGAGGUACAGAGGGAUCACCAAACAGUAAGUGGCAAUUGCAGCGGUGCAGAAUGGCUGACCUCAGUCUUGCAGAUGCAUUAACGGAACCAUCUCCAGAAAUUGAGGAAGAGAUAAAGCGGGACUUUAUUGCCACAUUGGAGGCAGAGGCCUUUGAUGAUGUUGUGGGAGAAACUGUUGGAAAAACAGAUUAUAUUCCUCUCAUGGAUGUUGAUGAAAAAACCGGGAACUCAGAGUCAAAGAAGAAACCAUGCUCAGAUAUUAGCCAGGUUGAAGGUACUCCAUCUUCUAAACCAGCAGUGCUUGCCAAUGGUGAUCAUGAAAUAAAAGGGAAUGACACUACAGGGUCCCCUACUGAAUUCCUAGAAGAGAAAGUGGCCUACCAGGACUAUAUGAACAAUCAAAACUGGCCAGAAGAUAUAAACUUUUGCUACCAACCAGAACAAGUGGUGAAUCCUAUCCAGACUGAUUCCUUUAAGAUGCACAAAGAUGAUGGCCUGGAAGAUUUUCUGUUCAUCCCCAGUGGAACAACCAAUGCCUCAACAUUUACAGGGCAAAAUGAUCCUUUGAAAGACAUCUAUGGUAUGCCUCACUGUGACACAUUUGCUUCAGCAACUGGUGAUGUACACCAGGGGUGGCUGAUGGAAGCCCCAGAUUCCCCACACUCGGCAUCCUUCAUUUCCCCAGAGUCUAUUAAACAACCUCUGCAGCCCACAGAAGAGCCAGCCAAGGAAGUAGAAGUAGCAUCAGCAAAAGAGAGGACACCCACAGAAGUAUUAGAAAUACUGCCACCUAGAGAAACAGAGAUAGCCCCUGCCAAGGAUGUGGGGCCAGCUACAGAAACAGAGAUGGCAUUGGCUAAAGACAUGGAACCCUCCACCAAAUCAGAUGUGGCACUGGCCAAGGACACGGAACCUUUCAUUGACUCAGAUUUGACUCUAGUCAAGGACAUGGUACUACCUAAAGAAACAGAGGUGGUCCCAGGGAAGGAUGUUGUCUUGCCUACAGAAACAAAUGUAUCUUUGGACAAGGACACGGUACUAUCCACAGAAACAGCAGUAACCCUGGGCAAGAAUUUGACACUGUUAAAGGAAACAGAGGCAGCACUGCCUAUUAAAAUGGAUUUGGCCUCAGCUGAGGGUAUGGUGUCACUCUCAGAAAUAGAGGUGGCAAUGGCUAAGGACAAUGUAACAUCCGCAGAAAUAUCCCUGGCCAAGGAGUUGUCCCUGUACCCAGAGACAGAGGUGGCUCUUGCCAGCGCUGUGACACUGCCCGCAGAAACCAAGGUAGUCCUAACCAAGGAUGUGGCUCCACCCCCAGAAGCAGAGGUGACCUUGGUCAAGGAUACGGCUCCGCCUCCAAAAGCAGAGGUGGCCCCACUCAAGGUUUUGACUCCAUCCGCAGAAACAGUGGUAGCUCCAGUCAAGGAUGUGGCUGCAUCCCCAGAAACAGAGAUGACCCCGGCCAAGGGUAUGGCUCUGCCUCCAGAAACAGAGGUGGCCCCAGUUAAGGAUGUGGCUCCAUCCUCAGAAGCAGAGGUGGCCCCAGUCAAGGAUGUGGCUUCAUCCUCAGAAACAGAGGUGGCCCCAGUCAAGGACUUGGCUCCAUCUCCAGAAACAGAGGUGGCCCCAGUCAGGGAUGUGGCUCCAUCCUCAGAAACAGAGGUGGCCCCAGUCAGGGAUGUGGCUCCAUCCUCAGAAACAGAGGUGGCCCCAGUCAGGGAUUUGGCUCCAUCCUCAGAAACAGAGGUGGCCCCAGUCAAGGAUGUGCCUCUGCUCCCAGAAGAGGUAGCUCUGGUCAUGGGCAUGCCUCUGCCUCCAAAAACAGAGGUAGCCGUGCCUAAGGAUGUGGCUCUGCCCUCUGCAACAGACGUGACCCAGGCCAACAACUUGACUCCAACCAAGGAUGUUGCACCACCUUCAAAAGCAGAGGUGACACCAGCUCCAGUUCAGGAUGUGGAAAUUGCACGGACACAGGAAGGAAUAAGUGAGGAUUCCCAGUUAGAAUCUCUCCAGGAUGAGGGGCAGUCAGUUGCACCUACGUCUGUGAUUUCACCAGAACCUGUCACAGCCAUGGGCCAGAAGUACAACUUGCCAACAGAUGAGAAUUCUGCAUCAGAGAAACUAGAGCAAAAGAAACAAAUCAGUAGUCAACUUAAUGAACUUUCUUCAGAGACCUCAGCUAAGCCAGAAGAAGGACGGCCUACUGUGAGUACGACCGGAAAUGACAUCACCGCCCCUCCAAAUAAGGAGCUCCCACCAAGUCCAGAAAAGAAAACAAAGCCUUUGGCCACCACUCAACCUGCAAAGACUUCAACGUCGAAAGCCAAACCACAGUCCAUUUCUAGCCCUAAGCAGCCAGCUCCCACCACCAUUGGUGGGCCGAAUAAAAAACCUAUGAGCCUUGCUUCAGGCUUAGUACCAGCCACCCCACCCAAACGCCCUGCUGCCGCCACUGCCAGGCCUUCCGUCUUACCUUCAAGAGACGGGAAGCCAAAGCCUGUUACAGAGGCAAAGAUUCCUGAGAAGCGAGCCUCGCUACCCAAGCCGGCCUCUGCCCCGGCCACCAGACCCAGCUCCAAGAGCACCCAGACUGUUCUGAAAGGCCCAGCGACUGCCACUCCUGCUGCAGCUGUGCCAAGCAGUAGGACCCCCCCCAUGCCUCUACCCAAAAGGCCCACUUCCAUCAAGACUGAGGGAAAACUUGCAGACGUCAAGAAGGUGGCUGCGAAGUCUGCGCCAGCUGACUUGAGUCGCCCAAAGAGCACCUCCACCACUUCUGUAAAGAAAAGCACCACUUCGACUGGGGCAGCACCCCCGGCAGGAGUGGCUCCCACCCGAGUCAAGCCCAUGCCUGUGUCUCCACGGCCCUCUGUGACGCCUUCCAAGGACAAGAAGCCUGUGCCAGCCAAGCCCAACUCCUCUACCCUCAGUCUGAGCCGCCUUGGUACCAAUGCUUCUUCCCCUGAUUUGAAGAAUGUCCGCUCCAAGGUUGGCUCCACGGAAAACAUCAAACAUCAGCCUGGAGGAGGCCGGGCCAAAGUAGAGAAAAAAACAGAGGCAGCUGCUACAGCUCGAAAGCCUGAACCUAACGCAGUCACUAAAACAGCCGGCCCCAUUGCGAGUGCACAGAAACCACCUGCUGGGAAAGUCCAGAUAGUCUCCAAAAAAAUGAACUACAGCCAUAUUCAGUCCAAGUGUGGUUCCAAGGACAAUAUUAAGCAUGUCCCUGGAGGUGGUAAUAUUCAGAUUCAGAACAAGAAAGUGGACCUAUCUAAAGUCUCCUCCAAAUGUGGAUCCAAGGCUAACAUCAAGCACAAGCCUGGCGGAGGAGAUGUCAAGAUUGAAAGUCAGAAGUUGAACUUCAAGGAGAAGGCCCAGGCGAAGGUGGGAUCCCUCGAUAAUGUGGGCCACCUGCCUGCGGGAGGUGCUGUGAAGACUGAGGGCGGUGGCAGCGAGGCCCUUCCGUGUCCGGGCCCCCCUGCUGGGGAGGAGCCAGCCAUCCCUGAGGCAGCACCUGAAGCUGGCACCCCCACUUUGGCCAGUGGCCUCAGUGGCCACACCACCCUGUCAGGGGGUGGUGACCAAAGGGAGGUGCAGGCCUUGGACAGCCAGAUCCAGGAGACAAGUAAGUGGCUGGGCUCAGCCUGGGGGCCAGCCAGGGGCCCUGCCACUGGCCACAAAUUGAAACUCCUUUGUUUGUUGACUAGAGUGUGGCCUAACUUUUAACGAAGCAACCUUUUAUUUUC
This is a messenger RNA of Trichechus manatus latirostris (Florida manatee), 8061 nucleotides long. RefSeq names its product microtubule-associated protein 4. NCBI's taxonomy places the organism in Eukaryota, Metazoa, Chordata, Mammalia, Sirenia, Trichechidae. Gene Ontology annotation, cellular component: neuron projection. The transcript is spliced from 18 exons. Gene Ontology annotation, molecular function: microtubule binding. The record is from RefSeq and is a predicted model, not a curated record. Gene Ontology annotation, biological process: microtubule cytoskeleton organization; neuron projection development. The coding region runs from base 4367 to 8041 and encodes 1224 amino acids.